Messenger RNA from Sclerotinia borealis F-4128, 2727 nucleotides. Lineage: Eukaryota; Fungi; Ascomycota; Leotiomycetes; Helotiales; Sclerotiniaceae. The record is from the annotation of a GenBank genome assembly.
AUGGCUACCAAAGCCCCUUACAAAACGACAUUCGAACCCGAGCAUACUAUACAACCAAUAUAUACUGGAGGAAGUGUUGCGCUUGACCAAGCUGGUCGCAUACUUGCUACAACACUGGGUGAGGAUGCAUUAUUGACGGAUUUGAAUACCGGCAAAGAAUUGGCUAGGAUAGAAGGAGAUGGCGAAAUUAUCUCGACGUUGAGUCUGACUCCAUCUGCUUCUCAUCUUAUCAUAUGUUCGAGAUCACUCUCUAUGCGAGUUUACUCUCUGCGACCAUCACUCGCCUCUGACCUCACUCUCAAUUACGAACUUCUUCGAACACUUAAGCCGCAUGCUACACCAGUGGUCGUUUUAGCUGUGGACCAGACGAGCACAUUGUUAGCAACUGGAGCAGCAGAUGGGAUGGUAAAGGUUUGGGAUAUUGUUGGAGGUUACGUCACACAUACAUUUCGAGGUCCCAAUGUACUCAUAUCCGCCUUACACUUCUUCGAAUUGGUCGCGAGCGGUAGGGACGAGGAAUUGGGAAUAUCAGCACGAAAUCGAAAGAACGAACGUCGAAAGAGUCAUACAGAUGACGACAACAAUGAGAACGAAGCAGCGAGAGGGUUCCGUCUCGCAUCUGGUAGUCAAGAUGGAAAAGUCCGUAUCUGGGAUCUCUAUAAGCGAAAUUGUGCUUCAGUUCUAGAUUCACACGUAUCAGAUGUACGAGCUUUAGACUAUUCGCCAGAAGAAAAUGCACUUCUUACCGGAAGUCGAGAUAAGACAAUAAUGUGGUGGGAUGCGAAGACGUGGAAGAUUAGGAAAGUUAUACCCGUGCUUGAGGAAGUUGAAGCUGCUGGAUUUAUCGACGCCGGAAAGUUUACAUACACUGGAGGAUCGAAUGGCACCAUCAGGGUUUGGCAAACGGAGAAUGGCAGAGAGAUCACAAAACCGCAAGCGAAUGGUGUAGAGGCGGAUGCUAUAGUGGAUGCGAUCUCAUUUCAUGGUCUUCCUUUCAUUCUAUCAAUCCAAGCAGAUCAUACAUUGAUCCUUCACUCAACAGCCCCCAUGGAAAAUGCAGAUUACAACAUCAUCAUCUCGGCUCUACCUCAAAUUCGACGAAUUUCAGGAACUCAUGACGAGAUUAUUGAUUUAGGAUUUCUUUUACCGGAUCGAUCCCUCCUUGCUUUGGCUACCAAUUCUGAGGAAAUUCGAAUCGUCUCUCUAAAUCAAAAUUUCUCAAAUGACUCUACAGAAUCUACCGAAUAUUUUGGUGCUGAUGUUGCUCAGCUCAAGGGACAUGAAGAUAUCAUCAUCUGCUUAGAUAUUGACUGGUCAGGUCACUGGAUUGCCACUGGGGCUAAAGAUAAUACUGCUCGACUUUGGCGUAUUGAUGCUGAAAACUCCUCGUUCACCUGCCAUACAACUUUCACCGGACAUGCCGAAUCCCUUGGUGCUAUCGCACUUCCUCACACACCACCACCAGAAUCUUCACCAGCCUACAAGUCCCCCUUGGAGCACCCCCCAAAGUUCUUGUUGACCGGUUCUCAAGAUCAAACUAUCAAGCGGUGGGAUAUUCAAGCUCAGACAGUGACGGGGAAAGCACCAAGAGCUUUAUACACCCGCAAAGCACACGACAAAGACAUCAACGCACUAGACAUUAACCACACCUCUCAAUUAUUUGCAUCGGCAUCUCAAGAUAAAACCGUCAAGAUCUGGUCUGCCGAAGAAGGAGAAGUUCAAGGUGUAUUACGUGGUCACCGCCGUGGUGUCUGGUCUGUAAAAUUCGCACCGAAAGAUACCCCAACUCUCGUAGGAGAUUCCGGUCCCGCUUCAGGGAAAGGCUUAAUACUUACAGGAAGUGGAGAUAAAACGGUCAAAAUAUGGAGUCUCUCCGACUACAGCUGCUUGCGAACAUUCGAAGGGCAUACGAACUCUGUCCUCAAGGUGGCCUGGUUGAAACUACCUGCCCCCGAAGAUAGAAACAGAAAGCACGUGCAAAUAGCCACAGCAGGUGGAGAUGGACUUGUCAAGGUCUGGAGUGCCACAAACGGGGAAGUGGAGUGCACAUUAGAUAACCACGAAGAUCGAGUUUGGGCUCUCACCGUCCACCCCAAAACCAAUAUGAUAGUAUCAGGAAGCGGAGACUCAACGGUCACAUUCUGGAAAGAUACUACAUCGGCAACAAUAGCUGCAAGGGAAGCAGCUAAUACCCAAUUUAUAGAGCAGGAACAAGAAUUGCAGAAUUUCAUACAUUCUGGAAGUUACAGAGAAGCUAUUGUUCUUGCGCUUGCGCUCAAUCACCCUGCAAGAUUACUCUCACUAUUCAUGACUGUUGUCAAUGGCGCACACGAAGAAGGAAGUAUCUCUGGUCUCAAAGCCGUUGAUACUGUCCUUGCAUCAUUAUCCGACGCUCAAAUUUUCAGCCUUCUUCUCAGAUUACGAGACUGGAAUACCAACGCUAGGACUGCUUCAGUAGCACAAAGGAUCUUAUCCACUCUCGUGAAGAGUUAUCCUUCUUCGAGACUGUCAAAUCUAAAAAUAAAGGGAGCACAAGGACAGAGAAGUCUGAAGGAAGUCUUAGAUGCUUUGAAGGUGUAUACAGAAAGGCAUUACAAAAGGAUGGAAGAGCUGGUUGAUGAGAGUUAUCUUGUGGAGUAUACUUUAAGAGAGAUGGAUGGUCUUGGUUUUAUUGAGAAUGGUGGAGCUGGAGCGCUGAAUGUUGAUGGGGAUACUAUUAUGGUGUAA